Messenger RNA from Sarcophilus harrisii (Tasmanian devil), 3253 nucleotides. RefSeq names its product zinc finger protein OZF-like. The record is from RefSeq and is a predicted model, not a curated record. Bases 511 to 2220 code for a protein of 569 amino acids. Gene Ontology annotation, biological process: regulation of cytokine production; regulation of immune system process; negative regulation of transcription by RNA polymerase II. NCBI's taxonomy places the organism in Eukaryota, Metazoa, Chordata, Mammalia, Dasyuromorphia, Dasyuridae. The transcript is spliced from 4 exons.
UCUGUGCCUGCCCUUGUUAAGACCAAAUUUUCCUUUCAGUCUAUUGAUUUUAAUUGCAGCCAGUAUGGCACAGCGGGUUUCAUCUGGGUGAGUAACUCAAACCUUUUACUAGCCAGGAAAAUUUUCAAUAGCUUGUCAUUUACUAUUGUCACAAAGGUGUUUUGCUCUGGUUUCAUAAUAACGUUAAGCGUCAGUAUGAUCAUCUUUGACGGGUCACAUCCAAAUGAAAGUUCCUUUCUUUACAACAAAUACUUUAAGGACUUAAUUCCAUUCCCUUUGCUGUGUUAUUCAUAGAACAGUACAUUGAGGUAUCUGGAACCAGAGGGGUGACAAAUGGUUAGGAAAGGAAAAGGACUAUAAUUUUAGAAAUAUCACUCAGCUGUCAGAUACAUAUUGAUGAAAUCACUAUUAGAACUGGAAGGCAUACGCUGGAGAUUUCACUACAGCUCUCUCUGUUCUCCAGCGUCCUGUUCUUCCUGAAGAGGGGGAUCUCCAGAGAUCAGGAAAUAAAUGGCUUCUAUCCAUGCUGCUGGGUCCCAGGCACCUCUGAUGUUCGAGGAUUUAGCUGUCUAUUUCUCCAGAGAGGAAUGUGUGAGUCUGGAUUCUUCUCAGAACCCUCUUUGCUGGGAACCUAUGCCAACGAAUUGCAAGGAUCUAAUCUCAUUUGGAGACAACAGUGAAAAGGAAGAGGAAAAUUUUCAACAAGAAAAUCCAGAAAAUGGAGAUCUAGAAGCAGUGCCUUCGGAAUGGUACAAAAGAGACAUUUCCCUGCAUCCUAAAUUGGGAAGGGACAGUGAGAAUGAACCAGGAUUCUCUGAUCAGAAAAGGGUAGGUAUGUCCAUGCCUCAAGAAAAGAGAUUUAUAAGUCUUUUGAUCACUAUUGAAAAUUCCACUCAAUUUGAAGAACUUUCCCAUUUUGUAGAAACUAGAAUCUCUUGCCUCCAAGAACAGUCAGCACCAACAUCCUUUAAAUGUCUCCUGUGUGAUAAAACCUUCAUCAAAAGAUCAUACCUUAUUUCACACCAGAGAAGCCACACAAGAACAAAACCCUAUAAAUGCGCUCUCUGUGAAAAAACCUUCAAUAAGAAGUCAAAUCUAAGUGCUCAUGAGAGAGUCCAUACAGGAGAAAAGCCGUAUAAAUGUGACGCUUGUGGAAAACACUUUGCUCAGAGAUCCAACCUUGUUGCACAUGAAAGAAUACAUAAGAAAUCCCAAACAUAUGAAUGUGUUAACUGGGGAAAAAACUUCAGUCGAAGAACACAUCUUAUUCACCAUGAAACUAUCCACCUGGUAGAAAGUACUAAUAACUGUGAUAAGUGUGGGAAAAGCUUCAUUUGUAAGUCAAAACUUAUACAGCAUCAAAGAACCCAUACAGGGGAAAGACCCUACAAGUGUUCAACAUGUGAUAAAAGAUUUAGUCAGAAAUCAGAUGUUCUAAUUCAUCAGAUAAUUCAUACUGGAGAGAAACCUCAUAAAUGUACUGAAUGUGGCAAAAGCUUCACUCAGAAAACAAAUCUUGCUAGACAUAAGAAAACACAUACGGGACAGAAACCCUACAAGUGCAUUGACUGUGGAAAAAGUUUUGGUAGACUUUCGCACCUUAUUACACAUCAGAAAAUCCACACAGGAGAGAAACCCCAUAAAUGUAAUCAAUGUGGCAAAAAAUUCAUUUGGAACUCAGAUCUGAUACACCAUCAGAAAAUUCAUAAUGAAGAAAAACCUUAUAAAUGUCCCAUAUGUAAGAAAAGAUUCACUAAGAAUUCAAAUCUUGCUGCCCAUCAAAAAAUUCAUACAGGAGAGAGGGCUCAUAAAUGUAACAAUUGUGAAAAGAGCUUCAGUCGGAGUUCACAUCUACUUACACACCAGAGGAUCCAUACUGGAGAAAAACCUUAUAAAUGUCUCAUGUGUGAGAAGAAGUUCAAUUGCAGUUCCAACCUGAUUACUCAUCAGAGAAUACAUACUGGAGAAAAACCUUAUAAAUGCACAAUGUGUGAGAAAAGUUUUAGUCGUAGCUCAGACCUUGUUAAUCAUGAAAGAACCCACACGGGAAUAAAGCCAUUUAAGUGUGCUAUAUGUAAGAAAAGCUUCAGUCGAAGUUCCCACUUGAUAACUCACCAGAGAAUCCACACAGGAGAGAAACCCUUCAAAUGUGUCAAAUGUGGGAAGUGUUUCAGUGAUAAAUCAUACUUCAGUUACCAUCAAAAAAUUCACAUGCAUUAGAACUGAAGAAGACUAUGUUAAGUUGGCAGAAGAUGCUAAGAUGAAUGGAACUAACUAGAAACUCAGUGAACAAAAUUAGAAUCUGAAGGCUGAAUGGUUUGGGAAAUGUAAAGAUGAAAUUUGAUGUUUAGUUGUAUAAACAUAAAUAUUUUAUAUUUGUGUUGAUAUUAGUUAAAAGAUGAAUUGUUCAAGGUAAAUGACACCAAUCUGGAAAAAAGCUGCAGUUAACUGCCCCUCAUUAUUAAUUCCCACAAAGUUGUUCUUUUCCUUUCUUUUUAAUACCAUUGUGCUUCCUAUGGUUGUGUUGUAGGAUGCAUAGGCAAAGAAGCAUUGGGAUUUAAUGAAGAAUAAGUUUUUUAAGUUGGCUAAGAAUACCAAUUUAGUUGGAAAUAGACCUUUGGCAAAACAAAAUUAGAAUUUGAAAACUGAAUGGUCUGGACAGUGGAAAGAUAAAGUUUAAAGUUCAGAUUUAUGAAUAAAUUUUAUAUUUGUGUUGGUUGGUCAAAACAUCAGAUGGAUUUUUCAAGAUUUUUCAAUGAUACUACCUUGAUGAGAAAAACUAGAGGGAUUGUUUUGUCAUGGAUUCCCACAGUUAAAACGGUUCCAUUGUCCUUUUAAUACCAUUUGAUUUCUUCAGGUUACAUUCUGGGGUAGAUCCCUAGGUGGUGAAUAUGCCAUUCUCUGGUCUACCUAACUCCAGUCUAAUAAUAUCAAACUAUCACUCUGCUGCCCUAGUCAGAAAAUGAAUGGGAUACAUGACUAUAAAGUAAUGUAACUCAUUUAUUUUUUAAACAAUCAGGCCACAAUUUUGAGGUCUCAGUUAAUAUUGGAAUUUUCAAAGUAGUUCCCUCUUGGAAGCUACAAACAUAUUUCAUUAAUAUUGCUUUUGUUCAAGGCAUAUGUGGAAUUCUUUUUUGGGAAGUAGGUUUAGAGCUUAUCACAUACGACUUUGAAUAUCCCCAUCAUCCUUUGAUUGUGGAUUUGGUUUUUGGAAACAGUCAAAAGUUAUUCUGAGCUAAGAUGCAGCUUUGAC